GUGAACGGCCUUUUGAAUGCAACUGGCAAGGAUGUAACAAGAAGUUUGCUCGCUCCGAUGAGCUGGCCCGCCAUUACCGUACUCACACUGGAGAAAAGAAGUUCAGCUGUCCUCUCUGUGAGAAACGCUUCAUGCGCAGUGACCACCUGACAAAGCAUGCCCGUCGCCAUGCCAAUUUCCACCCAAGCAUGCUCAAGAGGCGAAGUGGAAGCAGCUCAAGAACAGGGUCUGUCAGUGACUACAGCCGCUCAGAUGCCUCAAGUCCGACGAUUAGCCCCGCCAGUUCACCAUAG
Messenger RNA from Pelecanus crispus (Dalmatian pelican), 293 nucleotides. The record is from RefSeq and is a predicted model, not a curated record. Lineage: Eukaryota; Metazoa; Chordata; Aves; Pelecaniformes; Pelecanidae.